CUGACGACCAAUUUAAUCCUGGUCCCCUUUCGGUUGCCCUGCACUUUGAGGAAUUGUGCUAGGAAAUUUGUUUGACCAGCAAUAACUUUCCCCUGAAGCAAGCCCCAAACUUCUUUUUGUCCGUCAACAUCAACGUCGGCCCAUAUACAACCAAAAUCUACAUCCUCCCCGACAAGCCUUCAUUUCCAGGUCGACUCUUGAUUCAUUUCUUGGGCCUCAUAAACUUAUACCCAUUUCACGCAAUUCUUGUUCUAUCCCCUGACAGCUACCGAUAACCUUCACGAUGCCUCCAGCCACCGCCGAAAGCGCGUCGCCAAUUGGCAUUGCUAAUCUGCCAAACCAGCGACACAAGAUUGUUGCCAAGAGGGGUGCUGCGUUUACUAUCAUGGUUGCUGGUGAAUCUGGUUUGGGAAAGACCACAUUUAUCAACACUCUAUUUUCGACUACCAUCAAGAACUAUGCCGACCACAAGCGACGACAUCAAAAGCAGGUUGACAAGACUGUUGAGAUCGAAAUCACCAAGGCUGAGCUAGAGGAGAAGUUCUUCAAGGUCCGCUUAACUGUCAUUGACACACCCGGCUUUGGCGACUACGUAAACAACCGGGAUUCGUGGAUGCCCAUCAUCGAGUUCUUGGACGACCAACACGAGUCUUAUAUGCUUCAGGAGCAACAACCCCGCCGUCAAGACAAGAUCGACCUCCGUGUCCACGCUUGCUUAUACUUCAUCAGACCCACCGGUCACACCUUAAAGCCUCUGGAUAUUGAAGUAAUGAAGAGGCUGUGCUCAAGAGUCAAUUUGAUCCCUGUUAUUGCCAAGGCUGAUACUCUGAGCCCUAUUGAUCUUGCUAAGUUCAAGGCUAAGAUCCGUGCUGUCAUCGAGGCUCAGAGCAUUAAGAUCUACCAACCGCCGGUCGAGGAGGACGAUGAGGCUGCCGCCCAGCACGCGCGUAGCCUCAUGGCCGCCAUGCCAUUCGCGGUCAUCGGUUCGGAGAAGGACGUCAAGACUGGAGACGGCCGCAUUGUCAAGGGUCGUCAAUACUCAUGGGGUGUUGCCGAAGUCGAGAACGAGGACCACUGUGACUUUAAGAAGCUGCGUUCGAUCCUGAUCCGAACACACAUGCUUGACCUCAUCCACACGACCGAGGAACUACACUAUGAGGCGUACCGUGCCCAACAGAUGGAGACUAGAAAGUUCGGCGAAGCCCGUCCCCGCAAGUUGGACAACCCCAAGUACAAGGAGGAAGAAGAAGCUCUUCGCAAGCGCUUUACUGAGCAGGUCAAGAUCGAGGAACAGCGAUUCCGACAAUGGGAACAGAAGCUCAUCGCCGAGCGCGACCGUCUUAACAAGGAUCUCGAGCAGACCCACGCUCAGAUCAAGCAGCUCGAGAACGACCUCGAGGCGAUGCAGGGCAGCGUUGCUCGCAGCGGCCGCCGUUAAAAUUCUUCUAUAUACCCCCUUCGCCAACGAAAACGAUUUGUUGAUUCCGCUAGCGCUAGUUGAAAGUUGAGAAAAUGCUUCCGCCUAAUUGGGGAGUAUGGAGUUGAGAUUGCUGGUUCAUUCGGCAUCUCCCAAAAUUCUACAGGACCAGAGGUCGUUAUUGAUGGAUGGAUGGAUAUAUGCUUACAAGCUAAUUAUGUGUUGUGUGCCAAGGAGGGUGUGGAUUGACAAAUAUCACCCGAUAACACUUGCAGAUUUUUGCUGAUGGCAAGGCUGUGUGUAUGAGGGUGAUGAUGGGUCG
Hypoxylon trugodes is the source of this 1739-nucleotide messenger RNA. RefSeq names its product Septin-domain-containing protein. Gene Ontology annotation, cellular component: microtubule cytoskeleton; septin ring; cytosol. Bases 284 to 1438 code for a protein of 384 amino acids. Gene Ontology annotation, biological process: cytoskeleton-dependent cytokinesis. NCBI's taxonomy places the organism in Eukaryota, Fungi, Ascomycota, Sordariomycetes, Xylariales, Hypoxylaceae. The transcript is spliced from 4 exons. The record is from RefSeq and is a predicted model, not a curated record. Gene Ontology annotation, molecular function: molecular adaptor activity; GTP binding; GTPase activity.